AUGGCACCUCACCCCUUCAAGACCCUUAAUGUGGAGGAGACACGGAUUGCCCGUGAUACUGUCCUCUCCCUCCACGAUGGAAAACUCGUGGACUUUAGAGAGAUCUACCUCCAAGAGCCUGAGAAAGAGGUGAUGAAGCAAUAUCUUGACCUCGAACACGCAGCACGACCCGGCCAAUCACCGACAUCAGUAAGGCCGCCUCGUCUGGCCAAGGUCCAGUACGACGUGAUUGGCUCAGAUAAGAUUCCAGAGUAUCAUGAAUCUGUCAUCAAUAUCGAGACGAAGCAAAGAGUUGGCCACGAGGUUGUGGGCAAGGAGAUGCAUGCCAGUUUGACACUCUGGGAAUUUGCAGCCGUUGUCGAGGCAUGCAAAAGGAGCGACAUGUUUCAGAAGGCUAUUGCCGAAUUCAAACUCCCCGAGGGCUUCGAAUUGGUAGUUGAGCCAUGGCCAUAUGGAGGGCUUGACUUUGGUUCUGAGAACAGGCGGUAUUUCCAAGGCUUGUGUUUUGCCCAGGAUAUGCGGAACGGAAACCCAGAUUCCAAUUUCUAUGCCUACCCGUUGCCUCUCAUCCCCGUCAUGGACGCAAAAACAAAAGAGAUUGUUCGCAUCGAUCGUCUAGCCACCGGUGGCAAGGGCGACCCUCUUGCCGGCCAAACCCACAACGAGCGCAUUCUCGACCACAUCAGGGGCUCGGAAUAUAUUCCUGAACUUCUCGAGGGCGGAACUCGCAAAGAUGUCAAGCCCAUCAACAUCACACAGCCCGAAGGCCCGUCCUUUACUGUCAGAGACGAAUCGCUGGUCGAGUGGCAGAAGUGGCGCUUCCGUGUGUCCUUCAAUCCCCGUGAAGGAGCCGUCCUUCAUGAUGUGCACUACGAUGGCAGAAGCAUUCUAUACCGCAUGAGUAUCAGCGAAAUGACUGUGCCUUAUGGUGAUCCCCGCCCGCCAUUCCACCGCAAGCAAGCCUUUGAUUUCGGGGACGGUGGGGCAGGAAACUCGGCCAACAACCUGUCUCUCGGCUGUGACUGCCUUGGUGUAAUCAAAUACUUCGACGCCGUCGUCGUCAGCUCCGAUGGUGAGCCAAGAGUCCAUCCCAAUGUCAUCUGUCUGCACGAGCAGGACAACGGAAUCGGCUGGAAGCACACCAACUGGCGGACUGGCCGCGCAGUCGUGACGCGCAUGCGAGAACUCGUCGUCCAAUUCAUCAUCACCCUUGCCAACUACGAGUACGUGUUUGCGUACAAGCUUGACACUGCCGGUGGCAUCACGCUCGAAGUCCGUGCCACAGGCAUCGUCUCUGUGGUCAACAUCGACCCCGGCAAGACGUCCGAGUACGGGAACAUCAUGUCUCCAGGCGUGCUUGCGCAAAACCACCAGCACAUCUUCGCCGCACGCAUUGACCCUGCCAUCGACGGCCACAAAAACACCCUCCUCUACGAAGAAUCCCACACCGCGCCCUGGAACAAGGAGACCAACCCCAACGGCAACCUCUACACCAUCCACAAGACCAUCCUCGACAAAUCCACAGGCGUAGACGCAAACCCCUUUGACCACCGCGUCUUCAAGAUCAUCAACCCGGCCGUCAAAAACCCCACGUCUGGCAACCCCGUCGGCUACAAGUUUGAGCCGCUGCCGACGCAGAAGAUUUUGGCUAGCCAGGGCAGCAUUCAGGCCCAGCGUGCCCUGUUUACAAACCACCAUGUCUGGGUUACAAAGUACAAGGAUAAUGAAUUAUACGCCGCCGGCCGGUUUACACUGCAGAGCCAGCUGGAGCAAGGAGGCGUGCACGACAUGGCUGCGCGAAAAGACGAUGUUGCGAAUGAAGACCUGGUUAUUUGGAAUACCUUUGGUCUCACGCAUAACCCACGUGUCGAGGAUUGGCCGGUUAUGCCGGUGGAGAUUUACCAGAUCCAUUUCAAGCCCAGCGAUUUCUUCGAGAGGAAUCCGGCGAUUGAUGUGCCGAGCACCAAGAAUGAAGCGAGUGUGUUGGUGGACAAGGACUGCUGUUCGGGCGAGAAGUUGUAG
Messenger RNA from Plenodomus lingam JN3, 2022 nucleotides. RefSeq lists its product as uncharacterized. The record is from RefSeq and is a predicted model, not a curated record. Gene Ontology annotation, biological process: amine metabolic process. Lineage: Eukaryota; Fungi; Ascomycota; Dothideomycetes; Pleosporales; Leptosphaeriaceae. Gene Ontology annotation, molecular function: copper ion binding; primary methylamine oxidase activity; quinone binding.